AUGGAGACUGCAUGUCAAGGUGAAGUGUUUCUGUACGAUGAGAUGUUGGGUUAUGCCGGCUUUGAGGCCCGCACUGGGCAGAACCUUCCACAGGGUUCCAAAGCAGUGGUCUGCAUUGGAGGCUUGACCGAUGGCUUGUUAAGUCUACGAUACCUGCCCGCAUUGGCUGCUGAACUGCAGCAGGUUGGCUGGCGAACUUUUCAACCAGUACUGCAAAGUAGCUACAGGGGCUGGGGUUUUGCGAGUCUUGAUGAUGAUGUAAUGGGAAUCGACAAGUUUUUGUCCUUCCUGCGAUCGAAACGUGGGAUUACAGAAGUCGUCUUGCUUGGAUCAUCGACCGGAUGUCAAGAUGCAGUCCACUACAUCAAGGUUGGCAAGCUCACUGAGCUUGUGCAUGGAAUCGUUCUCCAAGCACCCGUGAGUGAUCGUGAGGCUUUGUCUGUCGAAACUUCUGGAAGCCAAGUUGAAGCCCUCCGUGAGUUUGCAGAAACAGCAAGCAGGAUGAUAGCUGAAGGACGAGGAGAAGAGCCUUUGCCUCGCGCAGCGUGUCAACUGUUUGGUCCUCCAGAUGUGAUUACUGCUUACCGUUUCGACUCAUUGACAAGACGGCUGGCAGAUGACGACAUGUUCUCUUCCGAUCUGUCAGAAGAUGAGAUGAAACAGAAGCUUGGUCAUGUACACACGCCUGCUUUGUUGGUAGCCUCUGCAGAUGACGAGUAUGUGCCCAAGACUGUCGAUGUAUCAACGCUGUGCCAUCGCAUGGCCGAUGCGAUGGCUGCGGGUGUAGCACGAACUGCAGAGUGCUUGGUCUUGGAGCAGGGCGGCCAUGGGGUACGCGGGCAGGAUGCACAAGCGCGUUUUGUAGAUGCGGUUGCAAGAUUUGUUGCCAGGCUCAGUGUGCAGGAGCUUCCUGACAGCACACGUCUGUCUCGAUUGACCUGGGAAGUCGCUCUAGCAAACACCCUUCGUAGCAGAGCAGCAUCCUUGCCUUCCGGGAAGCCGCUUCUCGUGGCGCUUGCGGGAAUGCCAGGUUCGGGAAAAAGCAGGAUUUCACAAAUCUUAUUGCGCCUGUUGCAGCCGGAUUGUCUUGUGGUACAGAUGGAUGGAUAUCAUACAAAGCUGUCCGAUCUACAAUCAAGACCAGACGCCGCAGAUGCUGUGUACAGGCGAGGAGCUCCGGACACAUUUGAGGUAUCGUCUCUGAGAGAAGCGCUGCAGAGGGUCAAAACUGGAGAAUCAAGCGUGAAGUUCCCCGCAUUCGACCACGCACGUGGAGAUCCAGUGGAAGAUGCAGUUUGCUUUGACCGCCGUGUCCAUAAAAUAGUCCUUGUGGAGGGGUUGUAUCUGCUGCACCGGAAAGAUGGGUGGCAAGAAAUACCAGAUCUCUUCGACUUCAAGGUUUACCUUGAUGCGGAUCUUGAGGAGUGCAUUGGCCGAGUGAAGGAGCGCAACAAAGUUAUUCCAGGCUACACCCCACAGGAAAUAGACAAGCGUUGCGAGGAGGUGGACAGACGAAAUGCAGAGGUUGUUCAGCUGACGCAGGGAGAAGCAGAUCUUCAUGCGGGUCCCGCACUGGUCAUCAUGGCUCGGCACAAAUUGAAAGCCUCAUCCGAUCGUCAGACGAAUGUGGAGGGUAAACCAAAUCCAGGUGGGAGGUCAAGUUUUCUUGUCGUUUGCCUACGAAGUUGCGCAGUCAUCUUGCUUCUACUGGUGGGCAUCGCUGGCGGGAGCAUGCUCCUGUCUUCAUCGGGGACCACUCACGCAGCAUCGGUAGAUUCACCGCGUGGUCCGCCUGACCAAACAUUUGCAGACACUGCAGUCCCGUUGGUGCGGCAGUUCAUCAAGUCCCGAUACAAAGACUACGGGAAGGGCACUGUAACCCUACGUCAUUUGAAGGAGCACAUCGUGGCAAACACCAACAUCGGCCUCACAUACGAGGACUUGAGGGACGAUCGCUACUCCUCCGUUAUCGAGGAUGAAGUUGAUGCGAUUGUAGCGAGAUGCGACGGGGGCAAGCCUCUUGAAGCCCGUCGCGUGUCUGGACACGGCCAAGCCAUCGAUCGAGCUGUGAGAAAGGCGUCCUUUGACGUCAAAGGGGUGCGACACAGAGUUUGUGGCCAGAAUGCAACGGCAGUGCGUUGGUGUUGCAGCAAAGCUGCUCAAGCUGGAGGGCUGUCCUUGUCUUUUCAACUCUCGUACAUGCAGACUCCAUUCUCGUCUAGAAAUUCCAGACCCUUUAGCAGAUACAGGCUUUGGACUCUCCACAAUGCAGAGUGGUCAGGUCAGGUGAACCUUUCUUGCGAAUUUGACGCCAUGUCGGUUGUCGGACGGUUUCGUUUAAUCGUUCCUGGCGCGACGGCCAAGCCUGCUCCAAAAUUGGGGCAAGCUUUGGGACCUUUGGGAAUCAAUAUGAUGACGUUUUGCAAAGACUUCAAUGCGAGGACGACCAAAGUGCGACCAGAGGUUCCACUUCAAUGCACUUUGGUCCCCCGAUCUGAUCGCACAUACAAAUUCUUUCUGCGAACGCCCGAGUCCCCUUGGUUUCUCCUGCGUUGCGCCAGGAUGGCGAAAGGGUCUGACUUUGGUCAGGGGGCCCCGCCAGUUGGCAAUAUCACCUUGAAGGAGCUCUUCCAUAUAGCCAAGGCCAAGAGCAUGGAUCCGCAGCUGAUUGGAGUGCCGGUAAGAACGAUCUGUCUUGGCCUGAUGCGCACUGCCAAGCAGAUGGGCAUCAAGAUAUCACGGACCUUGGAGCCCGAGUUCUCCAAGCGGGAUGAUGAACCCAUCGAGGGCUUGGAAGAAAAGCGGAAGCAGCUGCGGCUUCUCAACAAGGCGCAGAAGAAAGGAAAGGCCAAGAAAUGA
Symbiodinium sp. CCMP2592 is the source of this 2859-nucleotide messenger RNA. The record is from the annotation of a GenBank genome assembly. Lineage: Eukaryota; Dinophyceae; Suessiales; Symbiodiniaceae.